This is a messenger RNA of Saccharomyces kudriavzevii IFO 1802, 288 nucleotides long. It is a transcript of the gene MRP10, whose product is annotated as mitochondrial 37S ribosomal protein mS37. Bases 1 to 288 code for a protein of 95 amino acids. The record is from RefSeq and is a predicted model, not a curated record. Gene Ontology annotation, biological process: mitochondrial translation. Gene Ontology annotation, cellular component: mitochondrial small ribosomal subunit. Lineage: Eukaryota; Fungi; Ascomycota; Saccharomycetes; Saccharomycetales; Saccharomycetaceae. Gene Ontology annotation, molecular function: structural constituent of ribosome. The transcript has a single exon.
AUGUCCGGAAAAGUACCAGUCUAUAGAUUACCUCCCUUACCCAGACUGAAAGUGAAGAAACCCAUCAUUAGGCAGGAAGCAAACAAAUGUUUGGUUCUGAUGUCAAAUUUACUGCAGUGUUGGUCUUCAUAUGGUCAUAUGAAUCCUAAAUGUGCGGGUUUGGUGGCGGAAUUGAAAAGCUGUACUAGUGAAAACGCCCUGGGAAAAAGAAAUAACGUACAGAAGAGUAAUAUCAACUACCAUGCCGCUAGACUAUACGAUAGGAUCAACGGUAAGCCCCAUGAUUAA